UAGCUGAUUUUGACAACAUCUGUUUUUUAUUCAUCUGAGGUUGUGAAGUAGGCGAGGCAAUAGAAAAUAAUUCAUUUUCACACUCCAACUCAAGACCUCCCCAUGUGAUUGUGUGGAGAUUUGAAUUUGAGACUUUCAAAAUGCUUCUAUUUUAUAUGACAACAUGAAUGAGUUCUUGCAAUUUGAAUUUAAGCAAUAAAAUGAGGAGCUGGUGGAGAAGAAAUCUGACAUGGAGAACUCUGUGCUUGCUUCUUCUUGGUCAACUGGUUUCUAUUUUGCUUGCAUUAAUGAGCUUCAGUUCCUCUCUAAUAGCCAAUCUUGGUGUUGAUGCACCUGUUGCUCAAGGUACUUUCACUUACUUGAGUUUAGCUUUGGUAUAUGGCAGCAUCUUGAUCUACAGAAAUCAGAAACCAAUGGUUUCUUGGUAUUGGUAUCUCCUUCUUGGAUUUCUUGAUGUCCAGGCCAUUUUCCUCUAUAACAAAUCAUAUCAGUUCACAUCCAUUACUAGUGUGACGUUAUUGCAAUCUUUCUCAAUAGCAUGGGUCAUAAUAUUCACUUGGUUUUUCCUUGGCACGCGAUAUUCGUUAUGGCAGUUUUUUGGUGCAGCCCUGUGUGUGCUUGGGUUUGGCUUGCUGAUCCUCUCUGAUGUUGGCAUUGGUGGUGGAGGUGCGUCAAGAACUCUAUUUGGUGACAUGAUUGUCAUCGCCGGGACACUGUUCUUUGCCUUUAGUAACGUUGGUGAGGAAUUUUGUGUUAAGAACAAUGAUCGAGUUGAAAUGCUAGCUAUGAUUGGUGCUUAUGGAUUUCUUGUGAGCAUAGUUCAGACAUCUACUUUAGAAUUAAAGAGCUUGCAGUCAGUGGAAUUGUCGGCUGAUCUUAUAAUAGCCUUAGCUGCUUACACUGUUUUAACCUUCACAAUAUACUCCAUUUUCUCAUUUGUUCUAGAGAUGAGUGGAGCUACAAUGUAUUCUCUUUGUUUUCCCACAUCUAAUACGUGGAUAGUCAUCAUUCAAAUAUGUUUCUACCAUCAGCAGGUUGGUUGGUUAUAUUAUCUUGCUUUUGCUAUUGUCGUCACUGGAUUGGUCAUUUAUUCUACCAAUGAGAAGGAUCAUGUCUCUGAUGCAGAGGAUGUCAAAUACAAUGCAGAAUACCAUGCACUUGAUACUGAAAAUGGUGCUUCAAGAAAUCAAUUUUGAAUUUCAUGAUAAUUAUUUCUUAUUAGUUGAAAGAAACUAGAAAUAGUGGUAAUAACCACAAGCAUCCUUGUAAGAAGUUUUGUGUUCGAAUCUCACUUUCCCCUCUCUUAUUAUAAAAAGAAACUGCAAAUAAUGUUAAAUUACAUAUGAUAAAAAAAUAAAUCAUUUUUUAAUAA
This is a messenger RNA of Mercurialis annua (annual mercury), 1372 nucleotides long. RefSeq lists its product as uncharacterized. Gene Ontology annotation, molecular function: transmembrane transporter activity. The transcript has 12 exons. Gene Ontology annotation, cellular component: membrane. The coding region runs from base 168 to 1196 and encodes 342 amino acids. NCBI's taxonomy places the organism in Eukaryota, Viridiplantae, Streptophyta, Magnoliopsida, Malpighiales, Euphorbiaceae. The record is from RefSeq and is a predicted model, not a curated record. Gene Ontology annotation, biological process: transmembrane transport.